This is a messenger RNA of Prunus armeniaca (apricot), 351 nucleotides long. Lineage: Eukaryota; Viridiplantae; Streptophyta; Magnoliopsida; Rosales; Rosaceae. The record is from the annotation of a GenBank genome assembly.
AUGGGGACCGGACGGAGACAGUUGAAGGUUAUGCUUUGGAAGAAUUGGCUUCUCAAAGUUCGUCACCCUUUCGUCACCUGCGCUGAGAUAUUACUCCCCACAGUAGUAAUGUUGUUGUUAAUAGCUAUAAGGAUGCGUGUCGAUACACAGAUUCACCCUUCGCAGCCGUAUAUCCGGAAAGAGAUGUUUGUGGAAGUGGGCAAAGGAAUAUCACCUAACUUUGAACAAGUUUUGGAAUUACUGUUGAAUAAGGAAGAGUUUCUGGCUUUUGCACCAGACACCGAAGAAACAAGUUGUGUGUUCAUGCACAUGCUAGGCACAUUCUUUUUCUUUAGGACAUCUGAGCUUUGA